AUGCUUCACAGUGGCGACCUCCCGCUCGAUCAAGCCCCAGGGGCAGGGGUCGUGUUGCCGGGAGGCUUGAACAUAUACUACCUCGAUGUGGCGCCGAACUCUGAGGGCCCAAUGCACCGAACGACUUCCACCGACUACCUCGUCGUACUACAGGGCCAGCUGAGCCUCGUGACGCCGGGCUCGGCAACUUACUCCGUACGCGACGGCAAGGGCUCCUACAGCGUGCCCGUGGAAACUGUUGUCGGCGCCGGCGAGGUGAUCCUGCAGCGCGGGAUGAUGCAUGCCAUCUGGGACAGCCUGUCGAAUCGGACCAACAGCUGGGUUAGAGUCCUGGGCAUAGUCGCAUCCUCGGACGCCAACCGCGUGCCCAUUGAUGGCCAAGCGGAGCCCGAGAAAUAUAGGACGUUGGAGGAUGCGUGGCUGCAGUAG
Neoarthrinium moseri is the source of this 429-nucleotide messenger RNA. RefSeq lists its product as uncharacterized. The coding region runs from base 1 to 429 and encodes 142 amino acids. Lineage: Eukaryota; Fungi; Ascomycota; Sordariomycetes; Amphisphaeriales; Apiosporaceae. The record is from RefSeq and is a predicted model, not a curated record. The transcript has 3 exons.